Messenger RNA from Folsomia candida, 1245 nucleotides. RefSeq lists its product as uncharacterized. The record is from RefSeq and is a predicted model, not a curated record. Bases 140 to 1120 code for a protein of 326 amino acids. The transcript has 7 exons. Lineage: Eukaryota; Metazoa; Arthropoda; Collembola; Entomobryomorpha; Isotomidae.
ACAAAAAUUCUCUCCUCAAUUCAAGUCUCGCCGUCAGCUGGCAUUUCUCAAAAAAAUCUGUAUUUCUGUCUUGUAAUCUCUCGCCGCUGACGACAUUCGACUCGAAAAUCGUUGUUUUUUUGUCGUCAUCUUUACGAUAAUGUUGUUUCGCACCACGUCCUAUCGCCGCUAUCACACGACGAGCACCCGGGUCAACCUCGUCCUUCACCCUCACCACCCGGACCCUGACCUCAUCUUCAGUCCGGAUGGGAGCCAGGUUUUGUCGUUGAAUUUUGGUCGUCGCAUAACUUCUCCGUCUCGUGUCGAAUGUCCGAGUCGCCCACGAAUGCGACAUGACCCCUCUCUCGUGGACAUGACAGGUCCCCAACUGCCCUUGGAGGCCGAGGAGGAUAUCAACGUAACACAUGCGGUUCAAAGAAAGAAUCCUUGUGCGUUGUGCAAUGUUGGAUUUUUUCAUGGCGCCAUGAAUCUUGCCAUUAUCAGUGCGGGUCUACACUUUCUUCUCAUGGUUUACUGCAUCUGCAUCGCCCUUAACUCGGAAGAAUACACGAACGGGUUUCUGCACUUUUGGGAGAUUAACCUUUAUUGGGCUGACGACAACGAGGACAUGAAGCACGUGGUUAGUGAGGUUCACAUUGUCGCAAUUGUGGGGGGCGUGAUAGAGGUCAUCGGGUCGCUGCUUGGUGUCGAGUUGAUUUUUGGGAUCGUCAAGGAAUCUGCAAAUUGGUGCUAUGCCUGGUGCGUUUUUUCCUGUAUGGUCGCGGCCUUUGAAUUCUUUGGAUUGGCAUUUCUUUCGACUCGGCUCUCCUUCAUCGUCUUGAUCCCAAUCCCGUUCGUCAUUUUGGUUCAAGCCUACGCUCUCUGGGUCAUCUUGACCUACGUGAAAUCACUCGCCGACCCGAAACUGUGUCCCGUUUGUCACCACGUCAUUGGACACAUGGCUGACCACUACAGCGAAGACGACUGUCUGUCUCUCCCCAUGGCGCCCAGCACUCCAAUGCAGAUCAGCUCGUACUACACCUCCACCGUGGCACCCUCCUCUGUCCCGUCGAACGACAACGAGACCGAGAGCACCUUCACCUUUAGCGGCAAAAAACGUGUCGAAAUCAUCAACAUUUAAAUGCUCACAUUGAUUUUUCUAACUAAUAACGCAUUGCGCCAUAUUGUGCAUAUGCCGUCCAAAUUUCUCGUACAUACAUAAGUAAAAUGCUACCUUGAAAAAUAUAUUCAUGCAAUUGACACCAA